This is a messenger RNA of Theileria orientalis strain Shintoku, 120 nucleotides long. RefSeq lists its product as hypothetical. NCBI's taxonomy places the organism in Eukaryota, Apicomplexa, Aconoidasida, Piroplasmida, Theileriidae. The coding region runs from base 1 to 120 and encodes 39 amino acids. The transcript has a single exon. The record is from RefSeq and is a predicted model, not a curated record.
AUGAAAAAUGGUGGAAUCCUGGAAAAAGUAAAUUCUAAGCGAGAGUGUGUAUACAGGAAUGUCGGUGUGGUGAUAAGAAAAUAUCAACCUCGAAUAAUCAGCUAUAAAUUGAAUAACUGA